CCUUGUCGCCAGCUUACAUAGUAGGUUUUAAACGCCCAAUACGGGAGGGGAAGCUUCACAGAGCACUUGACAGCAUUGCAUGGCCGUCUAGUUUUAAUCUCCUGCCCGUCUUGUCUGUGUCCUACCCCAUGCGCGGACCCAUCGGACAAGACCCCUUUGGUGGCUGUUUGGUAACCGGCAUUAUACCGGUAGUAUCUAGUCUAUUCUGCCCUUGUCGAUAUAUCGCUGGCUAUGUGACAAGAUGUGUCCGUACAUCGUAUACCAUCUGCUCGAUGCCCACACCAAGUAAGCGGUGAGGGGACUCCCAAUUCACAGAAGAGGGUGUCUUCAUUUGUUG
Colletotrichum navitas is the source of this 337-nucleotide messenger RNA. RefSeq lists its product as uncharacterized. Bases 129 to 296 code for a protein of 55 amino acids. The transcript has 2 exons. The record is from RefSeq and is a predicted model, not a curated record. Lineage: Eukaryota; Fungi; Ascomycota; Sordariomycetes; Glomerellales; Glomerellaceae.